CAUGCGAUGCACACUAUUUUCAUUUUAAAAAAUUGCUGAUCAGGUUUUACACCCGAGCAAUACCUGCAAUUGAGGUUUCCUCCCGGGAGGCAGCCACCUGUCAGCAUGGCUCAAGCAUUUGUGAACAGCAGAAUCCAGCCUGGGAAGGUGGCAGUGUUCAUCGAGCCCACCUGCCCCUACUGCAGAAGGACCCAGAAGCUCCUCAGCCAAUUGCCCUUCAAAGAAGGGCUUCUAGAAUUUGUUGAUAUCACUGCCACCAGUGACACCAACAAGAUUCAAGUUUAUCUGCAUCAUCUCAUGGGAGCCAGAACAGCACUUUGGGUCUUUAUGGGUGAAGAAUGUAUAGGUGGAUGCACCGAUCUUGUAAGCAUGCAUGAGAGAGGGGAGCUGUUGACUCACCUGAAGCAAAUUGGAGCUUUGAAAUAAUUACAGAGCAGACCCCAAGCUGAUAUGGCACUGCAGAUGAUGACAGCUCUUCCUGGUGGCUGGACCCUGGGGCUACCUUCACCCAGUUGCAGCAACUGUUUACUUAAAAUUCUGA
Molecule: messenger RNA, 541 nt
Organism: Phacochoerus africanus (Common warthog)
Lineage: Eukaryota; Metazoa; Chordata; Mammalia; Artiodactyla; Suidae
Product: glutaredoxin-1-like
Exons: 1
Coding region: 106-426 (106 amino acids)
Source: RefSeq, a predicted model, not a curated record